AAUUUCUAAAUUGAAAAUGUCAGGAAGAGGAAAGGGAGGAAAGGGGUUGGGAAAGGGAGGAGCCAAGAGGCACAGGAAGGUGCUCAGGGACAAUAUCCAGGGCAUUACUAAGCCUGCCAUUCGUCGUCUUGCUCGUCGAGGUGGUGUUAAGAGGAUCAGCGGCCUGAUAUACGAGGAGACUCGCGGUGUUCUCAAGAUCUUUUUGGAGAAUGUUAUUAGAGAUGCUGUUACCUACACUGAGCACGCUCGCCGUAAGACAGUCACUGCCAUGGAUGUUGUCUAUGCUCUCAAGAGGCAGGGCCGUACUCUUUACGGUUUUGGCGGUUAGGUUUUGUUUUUAGGGUUUCUCUUUAGAUCUAAUUGUAGGAUGCAGAUGAUUUUAAUUACUCUCUGAUGUAAUUGCAAUUCUGAAUCAAAUAUAUAAAUUAUAUGAAGUUUCAUCA
Messenger RNA from Spinacia oleracea (spinach), 443 nucleotides. RefSeq names its product histone H4. NCBI's taxonomy places the organism in Eukaryota, Viridiplantae, Streptophyta, Magnoliopsida, Caryophyllales, Amaranthaceae. The transcript has a single exon. The record is from RefSeq and is a predicted model, not a curated record. Gene Ontology annotation, molecular function: protein heterodimerization activity; structural constituent of chromatin; DNA binding. The coding region runs from base 17 to 328 and encodes 103 amino acids. Gene Ontology annotation, cellular component: nucleosome.